This is a messenger RNA of Paramecium tetraurelia, 1137 nucleotides long. RefSeq lists its product as uncharacterized. Gene Ontology annotation, biological process: protein phosphorylation. Gene Ontology annotation, molecular function: ATP binding; protein serine/threonine kinase activity. The transcript has 6 exons. The record is from RefSeq and is a predicted model, not a curated record. NCBI's taxonomy places the organism in Eukaryota, Ciliophora, Oligohymenophorea, Peniculida, Parameciidae.
AUGGGCUUGUGUAUUUCAAAACAGGAAGGGGAACAACAUAAUACUUUAUAAAAGGAAGGAUUAUUAUAUGAUUAGGAUAAUUUUGAACAAAAUAUUGAGUAAAUCAGAAUUAGUGAUGAGGAGAAAAUAUCUAUACAAGAUUUUUAGUUUUUAUAAGUUCUUGGAAGAGGAGGCUAUGGAAAGGUUGUUUUGGUGAAUUAUAAAAGCUAACAAAAAUUAUAUGCUAUGAAAAUAAUCAGAAAAGACCUAAUUUCUUAAAUGAACUCCAGACUCUACAUGGAGACUGAGAGAAACAUUUUAGUUAUGGUCAAAAGUCCAUUUAUUGUAAAUCUGCAUUAUGCUUUUCAAACUAAGUAUAAAUUAUACAUAGUAAUUGAUUUUAUGAUAGGAGGAGAACUAUUUUAUCAUUUGAAGCGUCUUGGAAAAAUGGAAGAAUCUUGGGCCAAAUUCUAUUGCGCUGAAUUGAUAUUGGCAAUCGAAUAUUUACAUAGCAAAAAUAUCAUCUACAGAGAUCUUAAACCAGAAAAUGUCCUGUUGGAUUCUGAAGGUCACAUAAAGAUUACAGAUUUCGGAUUGUGUAAAACUGAUAUCAAGGAUGGAGAUUUCACAACGACCAUUUGUGGCACAUAUGAUUAUAUGGCUCCUGAGAUCUAUCUGAAAAAGGGACAUAAUCAAACUGCUGAUUGGUAUUCCUUAGGCGUUCUCCUGUAUGUAAUGUUACAAGGAAUUCCUCCUUUUUAUUCUUAAAACAAACGCUAGAUGAUUCGAAGUAGAUUGGAGAGGCAAAUUGAAUUCAAGACGCCCAUCUCAGAUGUUGCCUCUGAUUUAAUCAAAUAGUUGCUUAAGAAUAACCCUAAGGAUCGUUUAGGAUCUGAUGGAGUAAAUGAAAUCAAGUCUCAUCCCUUCUUCUAAGAUUUGGAUUGGGAUGAGGUAUUGCACAAGAGAUUGCCUGCUCCUUUCAAACCAAAAUUGCUUAGUGAUAGAGACUUAAGAAAUUUUGAUGAUGAUUUCACCAAGGAAACCAUUCAAGACACUCCAGUCUAGUCUAUGAUUCAAGAGGAUAUGUAUGAGUAGUUCACGUAUCAAGAACCUGAUAUGUUUGUAACUAUGAAUUAGAAUUUCUCCCUUGAUAAAUGA